AUGUCCAUGUCUUCGGAAUCUUUCCACACGGUCAGUUCACUCGCUGUACAGGAAACACAAGAAGCGGCCAGGCGAAUAAUCGAGGCAUCUCAGCGUAAAUGGGACAGGGCUGCAAUGUCGAGGACAGAGCUGGAUUUGAGACGAAUGUUGCUGAUAGCCAUGACUGAGCGUAAUGCUCAACGAGCAUUGCGGAGAUUAGCGGCGAGAGCGUCGUCACCACCGUCACCUCCUCAAAAUACUCAUCAAAGCUUUCCCCAGGAAAGUUCACUGGAUUCGUUACAGCAGCAAAAUCAAACUCUCCCUGACAUUUCUAAGCUCUUAACUGCCCACGAAAUCGACAGUAGACAUGAAUUUGAUGCGUGGCACGAAUCCGUGUUUAAUGGCAAUGAAGACGACGAAGACGACAUUCAAGUCAUCGGGGUGGAAUCCAAUAUUGUGUUUCGUCCGAACGCGAGCAGAUAG
This is a messenger RNA of Mesocestoides corti, 462 nucleotides long. NCBI's taxonomy places the organism in Eukaryota, Metazoa, Platyhelminthes, Cestoda, Cyclophyllidea, Mesocestoididae. The record is from the annotation of a GenBank genome assembly.